Eurytemora carolleeae is the source of this 1158-nucleotide messenger RNA. Its product is annotated as cilia- and flagella-associated protein 251-like. The transcript has 6 exons. The record is from RefSeq and is a predicted model, not a curated record. Lineage: Eukaryota; Metazoa; Arthropoda; Copepoda; Calanoida; Temoridae. Bases 1 to 1158 code for a protein of 385 amino acids.
AUGAGAACUCACACUGGUGACCAAUGUGAAGUGUUAUUUAAACGGGAGUCUAUUCUGACAGUUCAUAUGAGAUCCCAUCAUGUCGAAGAUUAUAAAGAUAAGAAUUCUAAAGCUGACUUUACAUUGCGUUCUAAACCUAAGUGUGAUGUAAACCUUGAAUCUCAGCCUGAUCAAGAAGUUCAGAAUCUGUUAAAGGAUCAUGAUAAUGAGGAGGAACAAGGGCAGAAUCUGUUAAAAGGAUCAUGCGCAAGAGGAGGAACAAGAGCAGAAUCUGUUAAAGAUCAUGAGCAAGAGGAGGAACAAAAUCCGGAUCUGUUAAAGGAUCAUGAGCAAGAGGAGGAACAAGAUACGGAUCUGAUAAAGGAUCAUGAGCAAGAGGAGGAACAAGAUCCAGAUCUGUUAAAGGAUCAUGAGCAAGAGGAGGAACAAGAUCCGGAUCUGCUCAGGGAUCAAGAGGAUGGAGUAGGUCUGGAACAGGACAGUUCUAGAAUACAAGAGGAGAAGAAGAGAAUCAACCCAAAAGAGACUCCAGACAGGUCAGAGGAUUGUAAUGAUGUAAUUGAGCAACAACAGGAUAUUACGAGACCAAAAUCAUUCCCUAGCAAACUAUCAGAAUAUGAAGAAGAUCUUGAGAUUGAGGCUUUAUUGGAUUCAGAAUCUGAAACUGAAACUGAGUUGGAUCCAGAACCGAGAAAGCCUGAAACUGAAUCUGAGCCUGAAACUGAAUCUGAGCCUGAAACCGAAUCUGAGCCUGAAACUGAAUCUGAGCCUGAAACUGAAUCUGAGUCCAAAACUGAAUCUGAGAGUGAAUUUGAGCCUGUUAAUGAAUCUGAAUCUGAUUCUGAGAUUGAGAGUGAAUAUAAAACUAUCACUGAAUCACAUAUGGAAUCAGAAUAUAAAUCUAGGUCUGACCUUUUAACGGAAGAGGAAUCUGAACCAAAUCUAAAUGAUCCUGCAGGAAUAGCUCGACACAUGAAAAAUGCUCAGCAGCAGAGGAUGAAGAGAAAAGCUUGCCCUGAUCCUGAACCUAAAGGUAUGAUUGAACAAGAAUUCACUCGUAAAAGGAAAAAGGUUGAUCUUGAUGAUGGUGUUGAAAAUUAUGCUGAGGUGGAACAUGAUAAGGAACUUGAAAUGGAAGAUCUUCAUGUGGAUUCCUAA